Molecule: messenger RNA, 2578 nt
Organism: Bemisia tabaci
Lineage: Eukaryota; Metazoa; Arthropoda; Insecta; Hemiptera; Aleyrodidae
Biological process (GO): purine nucleobase metabolic process
Molecular function (GO): hydroxyisourate hydrolase activity
Source: RefSeq, a predicted model, not a curated record
CCUAUUUCACUCGGGUUUGUUGACACGCCGCAAAAGUACUCUUCCCGAGGGGUAUUUUCUAAUUAAAGUUUAAAUCCAGUUAAUCGGAGGUCUCUGAUGUAAUCAAAGUGUUGUAAGUUCCAUAAAUUUCCAUUCGUGUCCAGGAAAAUAUCUUUGAUGGGUGAAGAAAAUGAACAUGGCUCAAAACCCUACGAUCGUCCUGCGGUGAGGUCCAAAGAAACUCUCAACGCAUCGCAGUCCUACAAGCAAACCUACCGGAAAGCCUGGGAAGAACUUCCAGAUUUCAAAGGGUGGUUAUCUGCGGAUCCUGAAGGCAACAAAUCUCGAGCUUACUGUAAAGUGUGCAAUAAGACACUUCAUGCCCAUCGAAUUAGUUUACUGAAGCACACUGUUUCCUUGAAGCAUACAAGAGCUUUCCAGUCUUAUGCAACAUCAUCCAGCAGCAUUGAGAUCUCUUACCCUGUUGAUCAUCUUCGGAAAGCGGCAGAAUCUGCUCAAAUUCUCGAAUAUCAGACGGUUAGUGAAGGAGAUUUCAACGAGUCCUCUCACAGUAAUUUGAACGAAACUCUAGAAGGGGAAUGUUCCAGUAAUCAAAACAUUACUGACACAGAUGCCAUAACAAUCCAAAUCAUGGACCCUUUGCAACAGAACCCCCUUGAAGCCCAUAAUUCACAAGAAGAAACUGCUCUGAACAGAAAUGAAAUGGCAGUAGAUGUGUCUCAGCCUCUCGCUAUCACCAACACAGUCUCUCUGCAGAAAUCCCCCAUCACAACACACGUCCUGGAUUUAUCAAGAGGCCUACCCGUCAGUAACCUAUCAGUUUCUUUGUAUCAAUUGGUCGAUGGCAGGUGGACCCAUAUCAGCGAUGAUGUAACAAAUGGUGAUGGACGUGCUAAUAGUCUCCUAUUAAAACCAAAGGAACUGAAACCUGGACGAUACAAAUUACACUUUGAUACAGAGAGGUAUUACGCGAUACGAAAUAUCAACCCUCUGUAUCCAUUCAUUGAGAUAACUUUUGAUGUCCGAUCACCACAAGGGCACUAUCAUAUUCCCCUCUUGAUGACUGGUUAUGGUUAUACAACUUACCGGGGGAGCUAGAAGAAGCCUUCUUCUCGUUAUUUUGUUUCUUUCUCAUCCUUUUCAUCAUCAAGAUAAUUUAAACUAAUACUGUUGAGCGAUCCAACUAGCUGAAAAAACUGAGUUUUCCACUUUCAGCUUAUAGUAAAUAAUGUACGCCUGUGUGUAAUGUAAUUUUAAGAAAAUCUGUGAGUGCGCAUUCAGAAAUUCAAAAGGACGUUUCAUGCAGUGUUGCCCUCUUUAGUCUCGCAAGUAAUCAUUUUCUUGCACUCAUCUAACAUUUAAAUAAUUUAAUGGUGUUUUUUGGUUUCCCAUUUUUCUAUUUUUAUCUUUUCUAGUUAGAUUUUAAGUGAGUUGGGAGGUAACUCCUUGGAAUCUUGAGUAUUCUUUCUGAAAGUUAGGAAAUUUUAUACAUGGUUGUUUUUAAUGAAGUUUUGAAUGAAAGGUAACUGUACACAAUGUCCUCUUACUUUUCCCCUCCUCCUAUUUUUCUAUAUAAUAGUGAUGACAAACUCAUUUUUAAGUCAAUGAUCUCUAAAAUAUGUUGAAAAAAUUAUUACAUUGAUCACGUCUAGUAAUUUCUUGCCUGACAGUGCCUGGUACCUGAAACUGUAAGGCCCAUCCCUACCUACCACCACUGUAAAAAAGUACUUGGUCAGUAACUGCGGGCACUUGAUAGAGUGGUCCACAAAAGAAGUUGGGCACUUUCGCUAAUUUUCGACCCCUCCCUCCCCCAUGUCAAGUUUUUUCUCCCUCUCCUUCCCGCAUUUAAAAGGGUUCGUAAAAUAGCUCUACACCUGCCUCCCCAAGCCCCUAUUUUGUUGAAGGACCUCCAGUUGACCUUCAAUUCACUCUGCUAGUUUGUACUCCUUUACUUAUUUGAUUUUUAAGGAGACUUUUACACUUUUUCAAUUAAGUUUAAGAAUGGGGGGGUCGUUAAUCAACUCAGUGUGAAAGUAGAUGGAAUUUCAACCGUGUCAAAAGCUGAAUUUCUUUGUAAUGAUCUCCCGUUGACUUGUUCUACAAAGACAAUCAAUGGCUCUGAUUGGUGCUGGCACAGGAACUCAGAGCAGAAGCCUGUAAUUUCUGAAAGGAAGUAAAAAGAAGAUCAACAAAAAAUGUAUCUGUUUUCCAUUGGUUCACUCAUUCAAUGUCUUUUCCUCCUUUAUGAACAGGCUUGAAAAGAAGCACUGUCCACAGGGAAAUCAAAUUCUUUAUAAAGAAAAAGGAGCUCAAAUAGGAAGUGCCAGUUGAAAAAGUAAUCAAUCACCUAUAUUUUUGCUGUGCAAGGAGUGAUCCCAAAUGAUGAUCCACCGUAUUAGACUAGUUUUUUCCAUUCUUAAUUUAAGUUUCCUUUCUGUGAACCGUGACUUGUCAGAAUCGCUGUUUUGGUCAGAGAAAUUCAUCAGGGGAAAUAAAAUAACCUAGAUCAUGUACUUCUCAAACUUUGUUUAUUCUAUUCCUCUCUUCAAACUUCAAAUAAAGCAAAAUACUGCUCUAA